UUGCUGAUAAAGUAAGGUCUAACGUUCGCUGCGGUAAUAUCAGUUUGAAGACAUUUCCACUGCAAACAUGAGCACCGGAGCAGGGACUCCUUACAUCGGCAGUAAAAUAAGUUUAAUAUCCAAGGCACAGAUUCGUUAUGAGGGAAUUCUGUCCUCUGUGGACACAGAGAGGUCUACGGUUGCUUUGGCCAAAGUCAAAUCAUACGGUACAGAGGACCGACAUUCCAACAGACCAGUGCCGCCAAAAGAUGAAAUUUAUGAAUACAUAAUUUUCCGAGGAAGUGACAUCAAGGACAUCACCGUGUCCGAACCACCGAAACCACACCACGGACUGCCUCGAGACCCUGCUAUUGUGCAGUCAUCUGUUGGCGGCAGCUCAUCAAUGUAUCACCCUCGAUGGAGUCCAUACAGGGACAUGAUGCCCACUUACAACCAACUGGCUGCUAGUUCUCUCCUCAACCAGCAGUACAAUGCAGCACUCGGCCUCGUACCAGGACUUCAUGGCAUCCCAGCCAGAAGGGCCCCUAUGGUCGAGCAGGCCGUUCAGACCAUGCCGUUGGCUGGUGCAGUCCAGAAAAGGGGAAAGGCUUCCACCCCGUCUCAGAGCAGACCGCCUGUUCGCCAAACCCAGCAGACAGGCCGGGAUGGUUCCCGGCUUCAGAAGGAGAAUGUUCCCACCAGUGUGGCGCCGCCUCAGCCUGCUGCAGCCAAGAUUCAAAGUCAAGGCACUGAAAACCAGAGGCAAAGGCAAAAACAAGGCAGUCGCAGGCCCAGGAACCGACGCAGAGGACAACUUAUAGUGAAAAACUCAAAGACGACCACACUGCAGUUUGACUCUGAUUUCGACUUUGAAACGGCAAAUGCUCAGUUUAAGGAUGAUCUCACAAAGGAGGUUGAAGUUGAAAAGGUGGAUUCAGCUGAGGUCACAGAGAGUCCGGUCAUGGAGGACGAGGAGGAACCUCAAAGUGACAAAUACUACGACAAAGCCAAAUGCUUCUUUGACAACGUCUCAUCAGACCUUAAACCCAGGAGAACCACAUGGGCGGAGGAGAAGAAGUUGAACAUGGAAACAUUUGGCAUGCCCGGCCGCUUCUUGAGGGGCAGAGGAUUCAGAGGCCGAGGACAAAGAAAGGAGGGCACCACUGAGCAGCGACCCCUCUCUAAAGUUGGCAGUGGGAGGGUGUAAAGACUUUUCUUUACUCAUUUUUUUUUUUUGAGAUUUUUUGUAAAUAAUUGUAGUUUUCUACUAAUUUAAAAAAAAUAUAUAUUCUCCCCAUUUUCCCCUAUUUGAGACAGUUGAAGCAAUUUAUUUAUUUUCCUCAUUGUCCCAAACCUAUUUUGGGCCCUUGUAUGGGAGAGCUAUUUAUUUUUAGUCCAGCUGUGCACUAACAUAUUAAUUGGUAGCUGGUUUUUGAAGCAUGUUAAUGUGAAAUGUCAUUUGAACAGACCAGCAGGCAUGCAUAUUUUUUUUUCCUGUCUGAAUGUAUCGUCUACUUGACUUUGCAAAUGUGAGUUUGGUGUAGGACUGUCUUGACAGAAUAGACAGACAGCUGUGCUUUAUUUUUUUGUCCCCCUAUUUGUAAAGUGAAAACUGUGGAGAAGCUUAACAGUUGCUAUUAAAUAACAUGAUUAACAGA
Messenger RNA from Solea solea (common sole), 1637 nucleotides. Its product is annotated as protein LSM14 homolog B-like. The transcript has 8 exons. NCBI's taxonomy places the organism in Eukaryota, Metazoa, Chordata, Actinopteri, Pleuronectiformes, Soleidae. The coding region runs from base 68 to 1186 and encodes 372 amino acids. The record is from RefSeq and is a predicted model, not a curated record. Gene Ontology annotation, molecular function: mRNA binding.